Stegastes partitus (bicolor damselfish) is the source of this 774-nucleotide messenger RNA. It is a transcript of the gene fam131c, whose product is annotated as family with sequence similarity 131 member C. The transcript is spliced from 6 exons. The record is from RefSeq and is a predicted model, not a curated record. Bases 1 to 774 code for a protein of 257 amino acids. Lineage: Eukaryota; Metazoa; Chordata; Actinopteri; Pomacentridae.
AUGGGUGCCUGUCUCUGCAAAGGUCACAAAGAGCUCCACCUUCCCGUAUCAACGCUGCAGCAGCCUGAGGAGGGUCAGCAGUCAUCUGUCAAGGAUGAGCAGAACCCCUCCAACGGCAGCGUGGCAGAUAAAACCAGCCGCUAUGAUAUCGGAGAGCUAGCCACAUCUUCUUUGAUUGGUCUGGUGGCCACGAUAAAGGAGCACAUCACCAAGCCGACGGCGAUGGCCCAGGGCCGAGUUGCUCACCUGAUUGAGUGGAAGGGUUGGGGUGGAUGUGGUGAGGCUGGGGGCUGGAGCGGGGCCUGGGGUAAAGGAGGCGGAGGCUGGGGGGGGAUGGAGGCCGAGCUGCAGGAGGAUGAACAAUACUACUCCCAAAUGACAGAUGAGAUCAAGGAGGCUCGCUUUGCUGCAGGUGUGGCGGAGCAGUUUGCUCUGGCCGAGGCAGCCAUGAAUGUGUGGUCCAUGAACGACGGCUUAGAGCAGCCGUCCACCAGGUUACAAGCAGCCCAGAGCCACUUCCUGUCUCAGUUCCUGCUUGAUGGCGGGAGCGUCGGCGUUCCUCAGCAUUUGUACAGCAUUCAUUCCCAGACUUACGACAACAGCAGCGCAGCCAGCCGGGUCCGUCCGCCGCCGGUCAGCUCCAUCUUCCCGGUACCCGACGCCCAGCAGGUUAGAGAUCAGCCCCUCCAGGACAGAAGCACGGUGACUGCAGAAGCUGCCGUCCGACACGUGGACAGCAGCUCGCUAUCCGAGGAUGAUGUUUUUUACAACUAG